AUGGCCUUUAUCGCGGCCCUUAAUCUGCUGCGGACGUCGCUGCCGCCGCGUGGCGUCCGACAGUUAUGUCGUAGCACCGCCCCUCCUGUCACGGCCGGCUUCACCAACACCAAGUUGGGAGUUCGCCGGUCCUUCUCCAGCUACCUGGUCAGCCCACAGGAGCUUGCAGAUGCCCUCAAGAAGAGCCCGCCCUCACCAAUUUCGUCCGAGCCGCGUGUGAUCCCUCUUUGUGCCUCCUGGUUCCUCCCCAAUGAUCCCCAAGGCCGCACCGGCAUCCAGGUCUUCCGCGAGAAGCGCAUCCCCAAGGCGCGCUUCUUUGAUCUCGACAAGGUUAUCGACAAGCGCAGCCCAUACCCACACAUGCUGCCGAGCCCGAAAAGUUUUGCCGAGGCUAUGAGCGAGUUGGGCAUCCGUCAUGACGACACGGUGGUGGUCUACGACAGCCAAGAGCUGGGCAUAUUUAGCGCUCCGCGAGUCGCAUGGACCAUGAAGGUCUUUGGCCACCCAAAGGUGCAUAUCUUGAACAACUUCAGACUAUGGGUCGAACAGGGGCUUCCGACCGAGUCGGGCAAUGUGUGGACCGUGGAGUGCGCCCCAUAUCCAAUUCCAAAGAUGGAUGAAGAGAAGGUGGCACACUUCGAGCAAGUGCGGGAGGUCGCCCAGGAUUACAAGAAAGAAGGUGCCGAGGGUGUGCAAAUCUUGGAUGCCCGGUCAUAUGGCCGUUGGUCUGGGAAGGAGCCGGAGCCCAGGCCAGGCCUGUCCUCUGGACAUGUGCCGGGCUCGAUCAACAUCCCCUUUGACUUGGUUCUCGACCCUGAGACCAAGGCGUUUCUUCCCGCCGACAAGCUAAGAGACGUCUUUUCGAAAAAGGGAGUAGACCCAGAGAAGCCGAUUAUCAGCAGUUGUGGCACCGGUGUCACGGCUUGUGUUCUCGAGACGGCUCUCAGUGAGGCGCAAUUUGGCCCGCCGGAGAAGAGGAAGGUGUACGACGGGAGUUGGACGGAAUGGGCACAGCGGGUCAAGCCUUCCGAGUCACUCAUUCGGAGUGAAGAAUAA
Molecule: messenger RNA, 1056 nt
Organism: Chaetomium strumarium
Lineage: Eukaryota; Fungi; Ascomycota; Sordariomycetes; Sordariales; Chaetomiaceae
Product: Rhodanese-like domain-containing protein
Exons: 2
Coding region: 1-1056 (351 amino acids)
Cellular component (GO): mitochondrion
Molecular function (GO): thiosulfate-cyanide sulfurtransferase activity
Source: RefSeq, a predicted model, not a curated record